CUUACUCAAAGAAAUGAAACGGAGGCUCAACCCGAAAUUAACUGGUGCACCCGUAACCCGGGAUUUGCCCCAUCUUCGCCCCUUUCUGUAAGACUGAAACCCUGGAUGACGGGGUUCUCUCUGCCUCUGGUCCUCUCUUCGCUCUCGCCGAGUUGCCGGAGUUCUUCGUCGUCGCUUUUCUCGAGUGUCGCCUUCGUCGAGACUCUUCUCUCUUUCUCUCUGUCUCCCCGGCGUCAUCGCCGGCACGCCGCUGUCUUGGUGCUUCCGUUGCGUCAGUUCAGAAGGAAAGGAAGAAACGCAGUGAUGGCCAUGGAAGUUGACCCUAAUCUUGAGUCAACAUCCUUCUCCUUCUGGAAACCCCUUCGUCGUAGGUUCAACCCUGACUCUCCUUUCUUCGCUUCUGGCAACCUCCAACGUGAACUGCUAGCCAAACAGGUUGCGUUGGAAUUAACGGAAGAGAAUGAACAACUUGAGGAUUGCAUCCAAGAUGGAAGGGAAGUCUUUUGCCCAAUUGUUGGUUGUGGAACACGCCUGACUUCAAUCGAGGAUUUUGAAAAUCACUAUAAUGUAAGGCAUACUGCAUCCUGUUCAGUUUGCUCCAGAGUCUACCCAACUUCUCGUCUGCUCAGCAUACACUUAUCUGAAGUUCAUGAUUCUUUCUUCCAGGCGAAACUUGCACGCGGCUAUGAUGUGUAUGAAUGCUUAGUGGAAGGCUGUGGUUUGAAAUUCAAAACCUACAGUAGCAGGCAGCAGCAUCUGGUUGACAAGCACAAAUUCCCAACCUCAUUCGAAUUUUUCAAGAAGUCUCGACCAUCAAAGAAACAGAGGUUAAAGUCUCAGCGCAAGCAAUCUAUUCAGAAGGAGGAUGCAUCAGAAACAAUGGAAGUCGAAAAUGCAGCCAUAGAUGACCUCACUUCAGCAGUCUCUAGAAUGAGCACUUCUGACUCCACUCCUUCCUCUAUCAGCUUUGGUCGCCGCAACAAAGGGUUGACCUUUGCUCCUCGAGUUGUUCAGCAAAAAACCCAGCAAAGAGAUAAUUAGCUUUUUUUUUAAACCAAUUUGAAUUAACAAUUGCUAAAUGUUCAAUCUUUAAUUCUUGAUAUGUUGCCCCUUUAUAAAAUCCGUGGUUUUCUUCGGCUAAAAGGUUGAAAAAGCUGAUUAAGUUGAAGUUCACGUUGGGCACCCAUGAGAUAAUGACAUUUCUACAUCAAAUCUGGGUACAUAUGGACAACUUACAUUUCAUUAUC
Arachis stenosperma is the source of this 1247-nucleotide messenger RNA. RefSeq lists its product as uncharacterized. The transcript is spliced from 5 exons. The record is from RefSeq and is a predicted model, not a curated record. The coding region runs from base 106 to 1041 and encodes 311 amino acids. NCBI's taxonomy places the organism in Eukaryota, Viridiplantae, Streptophyta, Magnoliopsida, Fabales, Fabaceae.